AGCAGGUUUGCUCACAUGUUACAAAACAAAAUGGCAGCCACCAUGGCCUUUCGAUCUCGCUGUGCAAAUUUACGACUAUCGUCACUUAACGCCAUUUCCUGGCGGCAGUUUAGUUUCACAAGGGCAGUGUUUGCAGAAACAAAAGAAGCUAACAAGGAAAAUGGAAGUAAAGCUGGAGAGGAGACUAAGCUGAGUGAACUGGAACAAAAGUUGACAGAAGAGAAGGAGAAACUCACGGCUCAAGUAGCUGAUUUUACCGAUAAGUAUAAACGCGCCCUAGCCGAGACAGAGAACGUCCGAAUGAGAUUCACCAAGCAGCUGAACGACUCCAAGCUCUACUCCAUCUCUGGAUUCUGCAAGGAUCUUUUGGAGGUUGCUGAUAUCCUGGGUAAAGCAACAACCAGUGUUCCUAAGGAUGCUGUGGAUGGAGCGGAUGCUAAUAUUCACCUCAAGAAUCUUUAUGAAGGCCUUAUCAUGACAGAGUCACAACUACAAAAGGUGUUUGCCAAGAACAAGCUGGAACAGAUAAAUCCGGUUAACGAUGAGAAGUUUGACCCCAACGUUCACGAAGCUCUGUUUGAGAUUCCCAUUCCAGGCAAGGAGCCAGGAACCGUUGCGGUGGUAGAGAAAAUAGGUUAUAGGUUACAUGAAAGGACACUUAGACCAGCUUUAGUAGGGGUCACCAAAGCCUCAUAGGACAUGACCUUUGACCUGGUGUGAUGUCAUGAGAAUGAACAAUGCAAUAUGAACAGUGGACAUGGCUUCAUGAUACGAGACAAGCUGUCGAGAGAUUAUACCAGGCCAACCGAGAACAA
This is a messenger RNA of Lytechinus variegatus (green sea urchin), 815 nucleotides long. RefSeq names its product grpE protein homolog 1, mitochondrial-like. NCBI's taxonomy places the organism in Eukaryota, Metazoa, Echinodermata, Echinoidea, Temnopleuroida, Toxopneustidae. The coding region runs from base 16 to 696 and encodes 226 amino acids. Gene Ontology annotation, molecular function: adenyl-nucleotide exchange factor activity; protein-folding chaperone binding; protein homodimerization activity. The record is from RefSeq and is a predicted model, not a curated record. Gene Ontology annotation, cellular component: PAM complex, Tim23 associated import motor. The transcript has 5 exons. Gene Ontology annotation, biological process: protein import into mitochondrial matrix; protein folding.